AUGUCCACCCAGGCUGUCGCUGACAUCGGCCUGAUCGGCCUUGCCGUCAUGGGCCAGAACCUGAUUCUGAACAUGAACGACAAGGGCUACACGGUCUGCGCCUACAACCGUACCACGUCCAAGGUCGACGACUUCCUCAACAACGAGGCCAAGGGCACCAACGUCGUCGGUGCCCACUCGGUCGAGGAGUUUGUUGCCAAGCUCAAGCGCCCGCGCAAGAUGAUCAUCCUCGUCAAGGCCGGUGCCGCCGUCGACGCCUUCAUCGAGCAGCUCGUCCCGCACCUCGAGAAGGGCGACAUCAUCAUUGACGGCGGCAACUCGCACUACCCCGACUCGAUCCGCCGCACCAAGGAGCUCGAGGCCAAGGGCCUCCUCUUUGUCGGCUCGGGCGUCUCGGGCGGUGAGGAGGGUGCCCGCCACGGCCCCUCGAUCAUGCCCGGUGGUUCCGAGGCCGCCUGGCCCGCCAUCAAGGAGAUCUUCCAGAAGACGGCGGCCCAGAGCGACGGCGAGCCCUGCUGCGACUGGGUCGGCGGCACCGGUGCCGGCCACUACGUCAAGAUGGUCCACAACGGCAUCGAGUACGGUGACAUGCAGCUCAUCUGCGAGGCCUACGACAUCCUCAAGCAGGGCCUCGGCCUCAAGGAGACCGAGAUCGGCGACAUCUUUGCCGAGUGGAACAACGGCGUCCUCGACUCGUUCCUCAUCGAUAUCACGAAGGACAUCCUCAAGUUCAAUGACGAGCAGGGCGUCCCGCUGGUCACCAAGAUCCUCGACUCGGCCGGCCAGAAGGGUACCGGCAAGUGGACCGCCAUCAACGCCCUCGACCUGGGCCAGCCCCUCACCCUGAUUGGCGAGGCCGUCUUUGCCCGCUGCCUGUCGUCGCUCAAGGGCGAGCGUACCCGCGCCUCGCAGAUCCUCAGCGGCCCGCAGAUCAAGCCGUUCGAGGGCGACAAGAAGCAGUUCAUCGCCGACCUCGAGCAGGCGCUCUACGCCUCCAAGAUUGUCUCGUACGCCCAGGGCUUCAUGCUGAUGCGCGAGGCGGCCAAGGAGUACGACUGGAAGCUCAACAACCCCUCGAUCGCCCUCAUGUGGCGCGGAGGUUGCAUCAUCCGCUCCGUCUUCCUCAAGGACAUUACGGCGGCGUUCCGCAAGAACCCCGAGCUUGAGAACCUGCUGUUCGACGACUUCUUCAACAAGGCCAUCCACAACGCUCAGGAGGGCUGGAGGCGAGUCGUGGCCCAGGCCAUCCUCUGGGGCAUCCCCACGCCGGCCUUCUCGUCGGCGCUCGCCUUCUUUGACGGCUACCGCCGCGAGACGGUCCCUGCCAACCUCCUCCAGGCGCAGCGUGACUUCUUCGGCGCUCACGGCUACCAGCUCCUGCCGCAGUACGCCACCGACAAGCAGCCCGCCGGCACGUGGCACCACACCAACUGGACUGGCCGCGGCGGCAACGUCGGUGCCUCGAACUACGACGCCUAA
Pseudozyma flocculosa PF-1 is the source of this 1479-nucleotide messenger RNA. RefSeq lists its product as uncharacterized. Gene Ontology annotation, biological process: pentose-phosphate shunt; pentose-phosphate shunt, oxidative branch. Gene Ontology annotation, molecular function: phosphogluconate dehydrogenase (decarboxylating) activity; NADP binding. Lineage: Eukaryota; Fungi; Basidiomycota; Ustilaginomycetes; Ustilaginales; Ustilaginaceae. The transcript has 6 exons. The coding region runs from base 1 to 1479 and encodes 492 amino acids. Gene Ontology annotation, cellular component: cytosol. The record is from RefSeq and is a predicted model, not a curated record.